AUGAGCGAACAAAACGGCACCGACGGGCAAAGGGCAUACCAAGCCGGAACGAUUGCGAAAUUAACUUGCGACGUUUUGAAUGACACUUUCUAUAAUAUCAUUCAUGACAUUGUUGCGAAAGCCCAUCGUGAAGAAAAGGUUGCCCGGAUGCGCUCUGCGGUAGUUGUUGCAAGGCAGAAAGGCGAAGAAGAAGCAGCUAGACGCCGUGAAGAAGCUGGAACCAAACCUGCUGCCCCAGCGAAACCAGGUGAUCAGGACUCGGAAGAGUUCAAGGACAUUCGCAUUGAGACCGAUGCAGCAGUUUUUGAUGAAGGCAAGGUCUACCUUAAGGGAAACCCACUUCAUACAACGAAAGAGAUUGUUUGUCCUGAUUGUCGAUUACCUCGUCUUUUAUACCCAGUGACUGGCGUUGGAGCCCGACCUCCGCCAGAUCCCUACAGGGAGUAUUGUCAGAAGCAACCGAUGAUUAACAAACCUGGUCAUGACGUCCAUGGAAGCCCAUUUGCGACUGACAAGCUGAAUCCGAAGAAAAAGAAACAGACGAACACGUCAACACCAGCGUCGAGUCCUCCCACAACACCCGAUGGCUCUUUCAAGCAAGCAGCUCCGGAGAAAGUGUCAUUUCCGACAGUCAAAUGCCCAAAUUGCCCGCGCUACUUCGUUGUUACACGAGUUGCACAGCAUUUGGAUAGAUGCCUGGGUCUUUCUGGUAGACAGGUCAACAGGAACAAAACACCACAGGACAAUGGCACUAGCACCCCGGCUUCCGUUUCGACAAAACGGUCCUUGGAUGAUGAUACUCCCACAACGCUGCCAAAGAAGAAGAAGCUGGGUGCGCCGAAGAAGUUAUCUGGGAAGAAGCCACCACCUCCUUCGAAGUUAAAGAACGGUAUCACGCCUGAUAUGGCAUCUUCUGGGGACCGCGAAAUCAAGACUGAAACAAACGGAGAUGCAUAA
Aspergillus puulaauensis is the source of this 957-nucleotide messenger RNA. RefSeq names its product SGF11 family protein. Lineage: Eukaryota; Fungi; Ascomycota; Eurotiomycetes; Eurotiales; Aspergillaceae. Bases 1 to 957 code for a protein of 318 amino acids. The transcript is spliced from 2 exons. The record is from RefSeq and is a predicted model, not a curated record.